Messenger RNA from Pygoscelis adeliae (Adelie penguin), 2965 nucleotides. It is a transcript of the gene HCRT, whose product is annotated as hypocretin (orexin) neuropeptide precursor. The record is from RefSeq and is a predicted model, not a curated record. The coding region runs from base 49 to 2823 and encodes 924 amino acids. Gene Ontology annotation, molecular function: phosphatidylinositol-4,5-bisphosphate phospholipase C activity. NCBI's taxonomy places the organism in Eukaryota, Metazoa, Chordata, Aves, Sphenisciformes, Spheniscidae. Gene Ontology annotation, biological process: lipid metabolic process; feeding behavior; intracellular signal transduction. The transcript is spliced from 4 exons.
GAUUGGCAGCGGCCGCCGCAGAAGAAGAAGACCGUGUCCUUCAGCACCAUGCCCAAUGACCGCAAGAUCAACAGCACAGCUGCCUGCAUCUCCUUCAUGCUGGAGGGCUGUGAGCUGAAGAAGGUGCGCUCCAACUCCCGCAUGUACAGCCGCUUCUUCGUGCUGGACGCCGACAUGCGCUCUGUGCGCUGGGAGCCCUCCAAGAAGGACUCGGAGAAGGCCAAGAUCGAGAUCAAGUCGGUCAAAGAGGUGCGUGUGGGCAAGAAGACGCCUGUCCUGCGCAGCAAUGGCCUCUCUGACCAGUUCCCGGAUGAGUGCGCCUUCUCCAUUAUCUAUGGAGACAACUACGAGUCCCUGGAUCUGGUGGCCAGCUCAGCCGAUGUGGUGAGUGCCUGGGUGAUGGGGCUCCGGUACCUGGUGUCCUAUGGGAAGCACACCCCCGAGGCGCCUGGGACUGGCCACCCCAGCCUCCGGACCUCCUGGAUCUCCUCCGUCUUUGACCUUGCCGACCUGGAGAAGUCUGGCCGCAUCCCCGUGUCUCGGGCUGUGCAGCUGAUCAAAGCGCUCAACCCAGGCAUGAAGACCUCCACCAUUGAGCUGAAGUUCAAGGAGCUGCAGAAGGCCAGCGAGCGUCCUGCUGCGGAGGUGGCUUGCGACCUCUUCGUGGAGGUGUACUGCGAGCUCUGCACCCGCCCCGAGAUCUUUUUCCUUCUGGUGCAGUUCUCCAGCAACAAGGAGUUCCUGGGUCUGAAGGACCUGCUGAUGUUCCUGGAGGUGGAGCAGGGCAUGGAGGGGGUGACGGAGGAGAAGUGCUUGGAGAUCGUUGGCAAGUAUGAGCCCUCCAAGGAGGGCCGGGAGAAGGGCUACCUGGCCAUCGAUGGCUUCACGCGCUACCUGCUCUCCGCUGACUGCUCCAUCUUCGACCCGCAGCACCGCAAGGUGUGCCAGGACAUGGCGCAGCCCCUGUCCCACUACUACAUCAGCUCUGCCCACAGCGCCUGCCUGCUGGAGGACAACUUUUGGGGCCGCUCGGACAUCAGCGGUUACAUCAGCGCCCUGGGCCUGGGCUGCCGCAGCAUCGAGCUGGUGCUGUGGGAUGGCCCCGAGGGUGAGCCCGUGGUCUACACCAGCCCCUCGGCCGCCUCCUGCGUGCCCUUCCGCGCCGUGGUGGGAAUGAUCGACCAGCACGCCUUCACCGCCUCCGCCUACCCCCUCAUCCUCUGCCUGGUGGUGCGCUGCUCGGCCCCCCAGCAGCGCCUUGCCGCCCAGUGCCUGCGCAAGACGCUGGGGGAGAAGCUGUACCUGGAGCCCCCCAACCCUGCUGCAUCCUACCUGCCCUCCCCGGAGCAGCUCAAGGGCCGCAUCCUCAUCAAGGGCAAGAAGCUGCCGCCCGGCUGUGAGGACAGCGAGGGGGAGGUGUCGGAUGAGGAGGAAGGCUGGGAGCUGGCGCGGCGGCUGGGGCAGGAAGACCGGGAGGGAGACUUCGAGGGCUCGCGGCGUGGGCAGCGCUACUGGGAGAUGUGCUCCUUCAGCGAGGUGGAGGCGGGACGCUUCGCCAACGAGUGCCCGGCCGAGCUGGUGAGCUACAACAAGCGGUUCCUCUCCCGCGUCUACCCCAGCCCCAUGCGCAUCGAUGCCAGCAACAUGAACCCCCAGGACUUCUGGAAGUGCGGCUGCCAGAUGGUGGCCAUGAACUACCAGACACCGGGGCUCAUGAUGGACCUGAACACAGGCUGGUUCCGGCAGAACGGGGCCUGUGGCUACGUCCUCCGCCCCGCCAUCAUGCGGGAGGAGGUUUCCUACUUCAGUGCCAAUGCCAAGGACUCCUUGCCUGGGGUGCCCGCCCAGCUCCUGCAUCUCAAGGUCAUCAGUGGGCAGAACCUGCCCAAGCCCAAGGGCUCGGGGGCCAAGGGGGAGGUGGUGGAGCCCUACGUCUGCGCCGAGAUCCAUGGUAUCCCAGCCGACUGCGCUGAGCACCGCACCAAGACGGCCCUGCAGAGCGGGGACAACCCCGUCUUUGACGAGAGCCUGGAGUUCCAGAUCAACCUGCCGGAGCUCGCUGUCCUGCGCUUUGUCGUGCUGGACGACGACUACAUCGGGGAUGAGUUCAUCGCACAGUACACCAUCCCCUUUGAGUGCCUGCAGCCUGCCCCUGAUGCCAGUCUCUGCCUGCAGAACGCGCUGGUCUCCUUCAAGGAGCUGUGUGGGCUGACACCCGCCGCCAACAUGAAGCAGUGCAUCCUGACGGUGGCCGCGUGGCUGCUACACAGUGACAGCGCGCCCAGUGUCACCCUCAACCUGGCAGAGCAGUACCCUCCCAUGGAGGCCCAGGGCCCCAUCCCGGACCUGCUGCGCAAGGUCCUCACCGCCUACGAGACGCUCCAGCGAGCUUCCUGCCUCUUGCUCCUGCUCCUGCUCUGCUCCCUGGCUGCUGGCCGGCAGAGUCUGCCCGAGUGCUGCCGGCAGAAGACCUGCUCCUGCCGCAUCUAUGACCUCCUGCACGGCAUGGGCAACCACGCCGCCGGCAUCCUCACGCUGGGCAAGAGGAAGAGUGUCCCGCCGGCAUUCCAGAGCCGGCUCUACCGCCUGCUGCACAGCUCUGGCAACCAUGCCGCUGGCAUCCUUACCAUGGGCAAGCGUGGGGAGCACCCUGGCACUGCCUGCCACAACGCACUGGGCUGCCCCACAGGCACGGAUGCCCAGCCGAUGCCAGCCCUGCAGGGCACUGAUGCCAGCCCUGCCAGCGCCAGGGAGUGCCAGGGACACUCGGAAAAGGACCUGACCAAGAGCCAGGCCCAGGGAGCUGCAAAGAGCUUUUACUGAGAGGUGUGGGGGCAGCGGGAGCAGAGAGGGUAUCCCUGGGGGGAUGGACCCCAGGGACACACGCCCAGAGCUCGGUGUAAAUAGCACUUUUACAUACCUCCUCCUGGCCCUGGCUGAGCCUGCUCAGGGCACCGCAGGCACC